ACGUAGGGCCGCGGGGCGGGGUCAGGCGGAUGGACGUACCGAACGGGGCUGCGUCGUUAAGGCCAUAGCGGCGGCGGAAAUGGCGGCCGACGCGGACAGUCCGAAGCUGGUGUUUGAGAAGGAGGGUGUGUACCUUCACACCAACGCCAAGAGGAGCAACCAGGAGACCACCAUCCCAGGGUUCAUCCGCAUAGUGGAGCGGGGUGGGGAACCAUCUUUGGAGUGGAGCCCUCUUGAGGAGCAAAGAGGAAGUACACCUGCUGUCUUCUAUAGCAAAAAGGAUGGGGAUGGAGGAGAGGAGGAGACUAAUUUUGACCCAGGAUAUGAGCCAGACUGGGCUGUCAUCAGCACAGUGAAAAAAGCGAGAGAGCACCCCCCAGUGCGAGAGACCGGUCAAUGGGGCUCCUUCUCGCUGCCGCUCUCCGAGUUAUACUCCCUGCGCCGCGCACGCUUCUCCCUGGGACGCAACUUUCUGGUGCUGACCAGCAGGGUGGGACAUUCACUUCCACCACUGCAUUUCCACAGGGGGGGCACCAUGGAACUGCUGAGAGCUCUGCAGCGCUAUAUUAUUCUGGCCCCCUCUCCAAUGGACGCAAGGCUCUUCCUCGCCUACCCUCACCACUCCGAGGCUCUGUCUCAGUCUAUCGAUGAGCUCCACCUCUUUGACGAAAGCAAUUCGGACCUGGUCUCUAGGUUCAUCCAGGAUCCAUACGCCACAACAUUUGGGGGAUUUUCCAAGGUGACAAACUUCUUCCGUGGAGCCCUGCGGCCCCCUGACUCUUCGAUCCACUGCCGCACUACCCAGGGCGCCCAUGGUCCUCAGGCUGCCGAUGAGGAGCCCGGAUUCGAACUUAUAACUUGUGGAGUGGAGCUUGGCCCAAGACCUGAAGUAAAAAGAGGGCCAGCCAUGGACAAGUGGGAGGAGUUUCUGGACCCUGAGGGACGGGUCCUGGAGCCUCAGAAGAUCAAAGAGAUGGUGUUCAGAGGGGGGAUCAGCCCAUCACUGCGAAAGGAGGUCUGGAAGUUUCUCUUAGGCUUCUAUCCCUGGAACAGUACGGCAAAGGAAAGGGAGGACAUAGUAAGGGUGAAGACAGACGAGUAUUUCAGGAUGAAAGUGCAGUGGAAAUCUGUGAGCGAAGAGCAGGAGAUGAGGAACUCCCUCCUCAGGGGAUACCGCAGCCUGAUAGAGCGAGACGUCAGUCGAACAGACAGACACAACUCUUUCUUCUCUGGGAAUGAGAACCCUGGCCUGAUGCUUCUGCAUGACGUCCUGAUGACCUACUGCAUGUACAACUUUGACUUGGGCUACGUCCAGGGAAUGAGUGACCUGCUCUCCCCCAUUCUCUUCGUCACACAGAAUGAGGUGGAGUCCUUCUGGUGUCUCACUGGCUUCAUGGAGCUCGUGCACCAGAACUUUGAGGAGUCCCAGGAGGCCAUGAAGCAGCAGCUACUGCAGCUGGGUAUCCUGCUGAAGGCUAUUGACCCAGAGCUCUGUGAUUACCUAGACUCCCAAGAUAGUGGAUCUCUGUGCUUUUGUUUCCGCUGGUUACUGAUAUGGUUCAAGAGAGAGUUCUCCUUUGAGGACAUCUUGACCCUGUGGGAGGUCAUGUGGACUGGCCUGCCAUGUGACAACUUCCAUCUGCUGAUGGCCUGUUCCAUCCUGGAGUCUCAGAGGGGGGAGCUGAUUGGGUCAGAUCAUGACUUCAACACCAUAUUAAAGCACAUCAAUGACCUGACUAUGAAGCUGGACCUGCAAUCGCUGCUACGUGGCGCCGAGGCCAUUUUCAGACAGCUGCAAGCCUGCAAGGAACUCCCCGUGAAGGUCCAAGAGGUGCUGGGUCUAUGUCCCCUCCCUGGUUCCAGUGACGAGAGCCCAGCUUCCAGGACAGAAGAAACACAGCCACUCAUUGGCCAGUCGCAGGACUCUGGUGGCGACAUCUACCAAUCAGGGAACAGCUGCCCUGCAAGGCGCCCGCCCCCUACUUAUCCAUAACUCUAAAUGAUGAUGGGCACAGGGGCAUGUGGUGGGGGUGUAUGGCGCUGACAGGAUCUGCAGGCACAUGCUUCUGUCCUCGGCUACACACAGGGCCCCUGAAAUCGUGUGUCUGUCUGUCUCCUCGUGACGUUCCACUGCUUGUCCUGAGUUGUCUCUGUUGUAAUGUGUGGGCUGUUACUGCCUGCCUUGUCUGUGUGAGGUGCGCCUCACUAACUCUGGGUCGCACCUGAUGCUCUGUCAUCUGCCUGUUUUUUUUUCUUCUAGGAUGAGUGUAGGUUGAUAAAGGUGAAAGUCAGGGUGCUGCGUUAAAUAUGCAAUAUCACCGUUUAAUUUUCAGUAACCACCUCUGACCAAUUACCCAAUAAAGUGUAUCCUGAAAGUGUGA
Molecule: messenger RNA, 2381 nt
Organism: Brienomyrus brachyistius
Lineage: Eukaryota; Metazoa; Chordata; Actinopteri; Osteoglossiformes; Mormyridae
Gene: tbc1d17
Product: TBC1 domain family, member 17
Exons: 17
Coding region: 80-1993 (637 amino acids)
Biological process (GO): activation of GTPase activity
Molecular function (GO): GTPase activator activity
Source: RefSeq, a predicted model, not a curated record